This is a messenger RNA of Mycena indigotica, 1788 nucleotides long. Its product is annotated as AB hydrolase-1 domain-containing protein. The record is from RefSeq and is a predicted model, not a curated record. The transcript has 11 exons. The coding region runs from base 1 to 1788 and encodes 595 amino acids. Lineage: Eukaryota; Fungi; Basidiomycota; Agaricomycetes; Agaricales; Mycenaceae.
AUGGCAGUCUCCAAGCCCAGGUUCUCCGACAUGUCGACGCGCAAAUACGCGUUUUUGGUCGCUGUACUCGCCUCGGCCCGCGUUUCUACUGCGCAAAGUACAUUUGAUUGGGCCAAGCUCAAGCCCAGCACGGAUCUUUCUUGGGUGCCUUGUGACACUGGCUUCGAAUGCGCCCGCCUGUCUGUCCCGCUGGACUACUCCUCGCCCUCCGCUGGUACCGCGGCCAUCGCGGUCAUCCGUUUUCCUGCCCAGGUCGCUCCCACUGACCCGGCAUAUCGGGGGCCCAUCCUGUUCAACCCUGGCGGCCCAGGCGGGAGCGGGGUUCAGAGCCUCUCAGGGAUCGCGCCAGAGUUUGCGAGCAUUAUUGGUCCAAACUUCGAUUUUGUGAGUUUUGACCCGCGAGGCAAGUCUUCCUCACCCUUCAUCGGCGUCGGCGUUUCUACCCCAGCUGUAUCAUUCUUCAAGUCCGGAGUCGAAACUGCGCUGUGGGCGGCCGGCGAGCUGCCGCUCUCACUCAAUGCGUCCUCGGACUCGACAGCCCUUGCGCGGAUCUGGGGACAGGCGCAGAUUCAGGGCCAGGUUGCAGCCGCGAGAGAUUCUUCGGGCAUCCUGAAAUACCUCACAACGGACAACGUUGCGAGAGAUAUGCUCCUGAUAACGCAGAAGAUGGGCUUUGACAAGCUGAAAUAUUAUGGAGUCUCGUACGGGACCGUACUUGGUGCAACGUUUGCCGCACUUUUCCCGGAUAAAAUUGAGCGGAUGAUAUUGGAUGGAGUUCUCGAUGUAGACAGCUGGUUCGAUGUAGACAGCUGGUUCCAAGCGAACCUUACUAUUCAGUCCAGCUCCACUGAUGCUGCAUUGGAUACGUUUUUCGUCGGUUGCGCUGCUGCAGGUCCCUCUGCUUGCGCGUUUGCCCCUUCGUCAUCUAGCACACCCCAGGAGAUCUCCGACAGAUUGACUGCCCUUACCAACGCCAUCCGCAAACAACCGGUUCCAGUGGUCACACCUGCGGGCUACGCUCUGGUCGACUACUCAUUCCUCCGCGCGACUAUCUUCAACGUCUUAUAUACACCUUACGACUUGUUUUCUCUUCUUGCGGAGGCACUUGUCGACUUGGAAAAUGGGAAUGGCGCCAAGCUGUUUGCACCCCAGGCACAACCGCUUUUUCAAUGCGGCGACGAUACAAGCCUGGCGGAGUCAGAGGCCGGUGUGGGUGUGGCAGUCAUGUGUGGCGAUGCAGUGGAGGUAACGGAUACGUUAGACGAGCUCAAGGCGUUCUACGCCAAUGCAGCGAAAGUUUCCCAAUUCGCCGAGUUCUUGACCGGGAGGAGCCGGGUUACAUGCAGUGGGUGGAAAGUAUAUAGAGAAGAUCGAUUCAAAGGGCCAGCCAAAGCUGCAAAUACGAGCGCUCCGAUUUUGUUUGUGUCGAACACAGCUGAUCCAGUGACACCCAAGGCGGGGGCUCUUAAGACCCUUGCAAAUUUCCCUGGUUCGGUUUUGCUUACUCAAGACUCGCCCGGACAUACCUCGCUUGCCGCGACUUCCUUCUGCACGUUAGGCUACCUUGCCGAAUACAUGAUCAACGGAACCCUCCCUCCACCGGGAACAACGUGCUCUGUCGACGAAACGCUCUUCGGAGACAAUUCUAAUACGAACAUUAUUAAUGGGCAGGCCGGUGGAGGGACGUCGCCCCGUGCGGUUGCGGUCGCACAGAACGAAGGUCUGCGGGAUGCAGUCAAGAAGGCUCGGGAGGCGUUACGGCCAGGGUUCAAUCGCAAGAUAUUCUAG